AUUAAAUCACUGGAUGGUGUCAAUGUCACUGUAGGCCGAUUGAUAUCUCUACAAUCAUGAUUUAAAUCAUUUGGUGUCGUACGUGGUAAACAUUUGAAUUUGUUAAUAGAAGAACACAACCUUAUUGAACAUCGACUUUAACACCAAGUUAUAAAUUAUUUCCGACGGCAGCUGAAGGGAGGCCUUCAGACCUUUAAGGAGGUGACUGGUUCGGGUGCGUCUCACGGGGACGGUUGAAGGGAAUGCUGGCUGAAUGGAACAAAGUAUCCAGCUCCACUGGGAUCUGGUAGUUCAAGGAGCAUCUGCAGCAGAGACUGCACCACUGGUGUUCCUCUGGUUUGGAAUUGACCCUCUCAACCAGACUCACUCUAUCAUUCCUUUUCAGCUCCAGUCACUUCACGUUAUGGAAACAAAGGCGAGUACUCCAUCACUGCACGGCACUGCACCGGUACAAUAAUGUACAAACUCCAGCUGAAGACUUUAGACACUGUGAAAGGAAGGCGCAGACAUUUCACUCAAGUUGUUUUGAUGGGAAGCGUGACUCCAACAGAAUUCCUCACCUCCCUUUUUUUUUCUGGAGAUGACUAAACUCAAUUAGUCUCCCAGAGCUGAGAGUUGUUGAAAGUGAAGGACGGUGCCUGUUUAUGUUUAGCAUUUAUCAGACGCCUGGCAGCUAAUGAGCGAAAUCAUUAUUCACUUUUCUUUCUUUAAGGUUUUUUUCUCUCCUCACGCUUUAAAAGUGUCAGCCACAAGUAUGUGCCGGCUGCACACAUGGAAUGAACAUGUGGAAGAACAGCUGUGCUGUUUAACAUUGGCUGGAAUGUGUGGACUGCAAGUUCUGGUUAAGGUUUUAUCACUUGAUUAACUCUUAGUUUUUCCUUUUAGUGAAUUCCUCAGCAAACACAGAGGAAUUGAAAGUUCAUGCCCAGUAGCUUUUAUCAUUGUGGCUCAAUAUAUGAUUUAAAUUUAGCACAAUUUAAAUGCUUCAAGUUGAACAAUAAGGAACCUGAACACAGCUACACUAUAAGAUUCCACAGGAAAAGGCCAAGCUAUAAAUGACCACAAUAAAAUAUGAUGGCAGUAAUGAUGCUUUAUGUGUGUUCCCCCUGAGCCUGCGACUUGACGGUACUUAGUGAUAUGGAUAUGUUGAGCAUCGCAGCGGGCCUUCCCUGACCUUAGCCUGCAGAUUGAACGUCAGUGUGACAAAUGGGCAACAUCUGCAGCUAACAAGGGACAGGUUGUUUAAACCUGCGUUUGUAUGAGAUACAGCAGCAACCCACAUGGCGUGAGCGGUGAACCCCGAGAAUGGAUGUCAUGCGACUAAAAGAUCAACCUCAAAAAACACAACCACGUCUUUUACGUUCACUCCCUGUAACACACAAUAAGCCAUGAUCCCCUGUGAUUAGUCCACUGUCAGACGUUACACCUGUCUGCUGUUUGUCACCGGUUACAACUCGCCACAUUCAUUACCUUAAUUUAGUGCUGUGCCUCUGUUGUGGAGGAGAUAAAGGAUCCACCUCAUUUUUAAUUAUUUUUUAUCCUCUGCUGUCACCCACCUUUUUCCAUUCUUCUUCCCUGCCAGUGACAAGCGUGCAAUUGGACCUGCGUGGCUCUGGCGGGUCAUCCUGACACUUUAAUUGAAGAGCUGUAAAUCAGGCUCCAUUGUCAAAGAGAGGGGGAGAACAUGUAAAUAUGCUGGUCAAAGGAAGGACGCGUCAGCAGGAAUGGCUGAUGUUCUCUGAUUAGAUGGUCAAGCCUGUCCUGUGAGCACUUAUGGAAUAGCAGCAUUUUUCCCUCUGGUGUCACCGGUGGAGACUGGAAACAGGUUUUAAGGAAAUAAGCAAGUCCCAGGACUGGUUUGCUACAGUACCCGGGUUCACCAACUGGGACCAGCACUGGGGAAGCUCCUCAAAGCAGCUGUGAGACCAGCGUGUCCGUGCCAGAGCCAACCCUGCCGGAUCAGCUGUCUCCCUGAAGAGAAGGCGUGGACAUUCAGGACUUUCUCAAACUUGGUGGUGUCUCCACCGAACCCCGACGCAAGGCUGAGCCUCAGGACGGAGCGGAAGCUGCAGAGACGCCUCAGCUGAUGGAGGCUCCGGUGGAGGGAGGACUGUAGACUGGUGUUGGUUCCUCCCGAGCCGUGCAGCCAUGGAGCCACCUCCGGCGCUGGCUGUUGUGCUUUCCCUCCUGACCGUCUCGCUCUUCUCCGCUGGGGUCUGUAGCCUCCCGCAGCCUCUGCCCAGAGUCUUCCUCUCCUUCGAAGACCUGCAGGCCUCGCAGUCCUUUGAACACUACAGCAUAUCAGACAAGGCCAUGGACUACAGACUCCUGCACAUGGAUGAGGACCAGGACAGGAUGUAUGUGGGUUGCAAGGACCACGUGCUCUCGAUGGACAUUAAUAAUAUCACCUACGGAACGCUUAAGGCGUUCUGGCCUGCAUCUACCAGCAAGAUAGAGGAAUGCCAAAUGGCAGGCAAGGACCCUACGCACGGCUGUGGGAACUUCGUCCGAGUGGUGCAGCCUUACAACAGAACUCACCUGUUCAUGUGUGGAAGCGGCGCCUACAGUCCUGUCUGCGUUUACGUCAACAGGGGCCGCAGACCAGAGGAGCAGAUUUUUCACAUCGACUCGAAGACGGAAUCUGGAAAAGGGAGAUGCUCCUUCAACCCUGAAGUGAACACAGUCUCCGUCAUGCUCAACCAGGAGCUCUUCUCGGGCGUCCACAUUGACUUCAUGGGGACAGAUGCUGCCAUCUUCAGGAGCCUGACCAAGAGAAAUGCAGUGCGGACAGACCAGCACAACUCUAAAUGGCUGAGUGAGCCAAUAUUCAUCGAUGCCCACCUGAUCCCAGAUGGAACAGACCCCAAUGAUGCCAAGUUGUAUUUUUUCUUCCGUGAGAGGUUGACGGAUAACAGUGGUAACACUAAGAACAUCCACACCAUGGUGGCCAGAGUGUGUCCAAACGACAUUGGGGGACAGCGGAGCCUGGUGAACAAGUGGACCACCUUCCUCAAAGCCAGGAUGGUGUGCUCAGUCGUGGAGGAGGACGGAACUGAAACGCACUUUGAUGAACUUGAAAGCAUGUUUUUGCUGGAGACUGAUCAACCCAAGGGCUUGUUGGUGUUUGGAGUCUUCACGUCCACAAGCUCCGUGUUCAAGGGCUCGGCCGUGUGCGCGUACAACAUGGCAGACAUCCUCACCGUCUUCAACGGGCCCUUCGCUCACAGAGAGGGGCCCAGCUUUCAGUGGGUGGCGUUCCAGGGACGCAUUCCUUACCCUCGGCCAGGAACUUGUCCCGGCGGAGCCUUCACACCCGACAUCCACACAACUAAGGAGUUCCCAGAUGAUGUGGUGACCUUCGUAAGAAACCAUCCGGUCAUGUUCAACGCCAUCUACCCAGUGGGGAGGAGGCCCCUGGUGGUCCGAACCAACGCAGACUACAAAUACACGUCCGUGGCCGUGGACCAGGUCAUGGCUGCUGACGGCAACUACCAGGUGCUCUUCCUGGGCACAGACAAAGGCACAAUACAGAAGGUGAUUGUCCUGCCAAGCAAUCGCUCCCUGCACGAAGACCUGAUCCUGGAGGAGCUGGAAGUGUUUAAGAACCAAGCUCCUGUUACAAACCUGAAAAUAUCAUCAAAAAAACAACAGCUGUACGUCAGCUCGGAGUUCGGGGUCUCUCAGGUCUCCCUGCACCGCUGUCACGCGUACGGCUCAGCCUGCGCCGACUGCUGCCUGGCCAGAGACCCCUACUGCGCCUGGGACGGACUCAGCUGCUCACGCUUCUAUCCCACCGGCAAAAGGAGAAGCAGGAGACAGGACAUUAUCCACGGGAAUCCACUGACUCAGUGCAGAGGGUUCAAUCUGAAAGCCUACAGAAAUGCAGCGGAGAUGACACAGUAUGGGGUGAAGAACAAUACCACCUUCCUGGAGUGUCUUCCCAAAUCCCCCCAGGCCUCCAUCCGCUGGCUCAUUCAGAGAGACAACGACAGGAGGAAGGAGGUGAGGCUGAGCGAGCGCGUGCUCUCCACGGAGCACGGCCUCCUCAUCCGCUCCGUGCAGCCGUCCGACCAGGGCCUCUACUACUGCCUGACCACGGAGAACGGCUUCAAGCGCACCGUGGCCAAGAUCCGCCUGAGCGUGCUGAGCGAGGCCAUGGUGGGCGUGCUGGCCGACAAGCAGCAGUCGCCGUGGGCCUGGGCCGGCUCGCUGCACCCUAAGGCCCUGCUGGAGGCCUUCAGCCCCGCCGAGAGCAUGGCCGUGCAGCAGUACUGCAAGGAGCGGAAGGAGCUGGUGAAGCUGCAGCAGAGGCAGCUGCAGCAGCCGCCGCCUCAGCCGCCGGGGCCUCUCCGGGGAGACCUGGCCAAGCUGAAGCCCUUACUGGACCGGAGGAAGAGCCGCAACCGCCGCAACCACCUCCCAGAGGUCUGAGGGGGGCGGAGGCUGCCCAAACGGAUACGCACACGUUUUCCACAUCCUCGUGUCCCAUCUCUCACCUCACACCACAGAGCUGAACUGUGCCUGGACAGUCGGACGAGGACGCGGCUGUGAGGAGUUCUAUCCAUCAUUUGCAUGAGGCGCUGCGACCAGAUGGCUGAGCCCCGCUCUUCCCCACAAGUCAUUAGGUUGCUGUCGCUGUCACGACACAAACUCAAGAAGCUCCUGUAAAGAGCGCCACUUAUUCGUCAUCAGUUAAUAAACAUAAAACAUCAUGGGAGGAAUCAGACCAGCCGGAUAUUAUCUCACAGUUUGUUCAGGGGGAUUUGAAGUUGUGACGAUGGACGGUGAUUGAAAAGGGAAGAAGGGGACACAUGCAUGUUUGUCAAUGAGCGUCCUUGGUAUUAUUGUAGUCUUUUAUCAGAGUAUAUUCACUUUGAACUAACGGAAUCCUCUAUUCUAAUAUGAAAUCCCAUCUGAUAAAAAAACGAGCAACAGGUUGUUGCAGGUUAAAACCCAGUCGCCUCCCGUCCUGAUGUUGAUCUCUCCCAUAUUUAUUCCUGUUCUUUUUGCGGAUGAAAGAUCAAUGCACCACAUGUGUACAAUAACAUCGGGUAGUUUAGCUUAGCUUAGCACGUGUUGCUCAUUAGUGAGUCUGUUAUGUCAUAAAAAAGCAGCAUUGCACAUUUUUACUAUUUAUUGUCAUCACACAACCCUUAACCAGCUCCAGACUGAGCGCUGUGCUCACUGUGCAGACAAGUUACUUGUUCCAACUGCGUAGAUCUGAUGCGUUGGUUCAGUGUGUUGGUGGGAACGAUGGCGUCCACGUCCUCAUGUGUGACCUGUCUGCGAUGAAGGUCUGAGCCCAUAUGUGAACAGUUUUUCAUGUAGAUACGUCAUCUGCUGCUUGUUUACUGAACGCUUUGUUUGUCUCAUCCGUUUAAGUUAAUGUGCCAACUUGUGUGGAAAGCGUUUCCAUUGUGUAUGUAAAUAUUUCACCAGCUGAACGACGGCUGUGUCUGCGAAUCGCAGAGACGCGCAGCAUUUUCAUCUCGCACUGUUAAUAGAUCUGGCCAAUGACAGGGCCACCUGUGUCAUAUUAGGCUUAGAAGGUGUUUUUUCUAUUUAUUAACAUCAUCAUGGCCUGAAUAAAACUGUUCAGAUAAAUCUA
Messenger RNA from Betta splendens (Siamese fighting fish), 5608 nucleotides. RefSeq names its product sema domain, immunoglobulin domain (Ig), short basic domain, secreted, (semaphorin) 3C (gene sema3c). Gene Ontology annotation, molecular function: semaphorin receptor binding; chemorepellent activity. The transcript is spliced from 23 exons. The record is from RefSeq and is a predicted model, not a curated record. Lineage: Eukaryota; Metazoa; Chordata; Actinopteri; Anabantiformes; Osphronemidae. Gene Ontology annotation, biological process: negative chemotaxis; semaphorin-plexin signaling pathway; positive regulation of cell migration. The coding region runs from base 2149 to 4431 and encodes 760 amino acids.